Molecule: messenger RNA, 420 nt
Organism: Cooperia oncophora
Lineage: Eukaryota; Metazoa; Nematoda; Chromadorea; Rhabditida; Trichostrongylidae
Source: the annotation of a GenBank genome assembly
AUGAGCGGAAAUUUGGUGAUCUGUGAAAUUCCGGAGGAUCUCAAGAAGGAGCUUCGAUCAUUUCGUUUCUCAAAGAGUACUUCGUUGAAUGUGCUUAUUCUGAAAGUCAACCGUGAGUCACAACAAAUGAUGUUGGAGGAAACGAUGGAGGAUUGUUCUAUCGACGAUGUAAGAGAAGAGCUACCGCAACAACAGCCUCGUUUUCUUCUGAUCAGUUACGCUCUAAAUCAUUCCGAUGGGCGAACCUCGUAUCCGAUGUGCAUGGUUUUCUACAGUCCUGAUGGUUGUUCGCCAGAGUUACAAAUGAUGUAUGCUGGUAGUCGGAACAAUCUAGUGAAAGAGUGUGAACUAACAAAGUACUUUGAAAUUCGCGAUGCAGAGGAAUUGACCAAGGAGUAUCUCGAUUCGAAGCUCACCUAA